This is a messenger RNA of Postia placenta MAD-698-R-SB12, 779 nucleotides long. RefSeq lists its product as hypothetical. The transcript has 3 exons. The coding region runs from base 63 to 779 and encodes 238 amino acids. NCBI's taxonomy places the organism in Eukaryota, Fungi, Basidiomycota, Agaricomycetes, Polyporales, Adustoporiaceae. The record is from RefSeq and is a predicted model, not a curated record.
CACGGACCUAUAACUUGAACUGAACGAGAUACCUAAUUUAUUGCCUUCCUGCACGAACGGUCAUGGGACUCUUCAGAUAUCAAAAUGUCUUUCGGUCCAUUACGCUUAGCAUCAGCUAUCUCGGCGCCACGUCAGUUCGCCAUUCAUCGACCGCAUAUAUACUACGCACCCCUCCGCCGAACACUCCUCGCGAAGUUCCCACCCCGCUCGUUUUCGUCUCAGCGAGUGGCUGGGAUUCCGGAUCACAACAUGGCAUGAGGAAAUUUGCCUCAAUGUUUGCAGAGAAGGGCUUUACGUGUCUGGAAUUAGACUUGGCGCCACCAGCAAAGCCACCAAAGAGUUCUCAGGCAUUAAUGGAGCAUUAUGAAGGCGAGCUGUCUUCACACAUUCGCCUCACGUCCAUUCCCUUCGCACCCGUCAUCAUCGCACGCGGCUCAGGUGCACUCAUAGCGCAGACAUACAUCUCGUCGUAUCCCGCGUCCGGCCUGUUGCUUAUCUCCCCCCCUGCGUCAAAUGCCUCUCUUUCUUCCCCCCCGUUUGACCCCUCUAGCAUACACAACUCCGCAAUGCUUCUUCCCACUCCUCUAAGCGAAUUCGACUUCGAGCCAAAGUUCCCGUGCGCGAUUCUAUGCGGAGAGGGUGAUGCCGCCGGCUUGUCGGAGAACAGGCUUUGGAAGGAUGCCGCCGUGGAUAAGCUCGUAGUGCCGGACAGCCGCGCUCUGGACAGUCAAGAAGGGUUUGUAAAGAUAGAGCAAUGGUUGGACGAGAUCGGCGUAUGA